GUGAACCCGGAUGACUACCGGAAGAUUUCUUGUUGUUCCACCGCCAAGGGGAUCAAGUCCGAGAAGCUAAAAUCGAUUUUCUAACCCAUGAAUAUGAAUUGUUUCGUAUGAAGGAGAAUGAGAAAAUCGAUGAGAUGUUUGAACGAUUCUCAAAAAUUGUCAACAACCUUCAUGCUCUCAAGAAGACGUACACGGACAAGGAGCUCGUGAGAAAAAUCCUACGAAGUCUCACACCGGAAUGGCGCUCCAAAGCCGAUGCUAUCCAAGAGUCCAUUGGCAUCACCAACGUCACCAUCGACGGGCUUAGAGGUAACCUCAAAACCUAUAAGUCUACCAUCCUUUUUCCCUCUUUAGGUGAACAAAAGAAGAAGGGGAUUGCACUCAAGGCUUCCACAAGCCAAGAACCCGCCAUGGAGGAAUCAAGCGAUGAAGACAACGAGUUCGGGCUCGUUAUCAAGAAAUUCCACAAGUUCAUGCAAAAGGAGCAUGAACGAAAGGGAAAGAAACAUGGAGGACCACCCAAAUGCUAUUGGUGUGGAGAAAUUGGGCAUAUCAAGCCAAAAUGUCCAAAUGCCAAAAACGAGAAGGAGAAGAAACCAUUCAAGAAGCACCGAGCUUACAUCUCGUGGGGAGGUGAUUCCGGCGACGAAUCAUCGGAAGGCGAAGAACCACCGGAACAGAUGAAUCUCCUUCCGACUUUGCCAAAUGUCUCAUGAGUAAGGAGGACGAUAUGUGGCUAUGGCAUCGUAGAGUAGCUCAUGUCAACAUGAACCUCUUGAAUAAAUUGGUUUCACAAGA
Cuscuta campestris is the source of this 798-nucleotide messenger RNA. NCBI's taxonomy places the organism in Eukaryota, Viridiplantae, Streptophyta, Magnoliopsida, Solanales, Convolvulaceae. The record is from the annotation of a GenBank genome assembly.